AUGCAGAUGCAUCAGCAUGCAAGUCUGGCGGUGCUGCUGCUGGUGCUAGCGGCGAUGGUCUCGAGCACGGGAGCGGCCCCUGUCUCGUUGGUGGUGACAAACGACCAAGACACUGGCCCCGGCAGCCUGCGGGACGCACUGUCAACGGUGCAGCCGGCCGCCACCACAAUCAUCACGUUCUCUUCAAGCCUCGCCGGCUCGACCAUCGACCUCACGGCCUCUGGAUCCCUUGUGCUGCCUGCGCUGGUCGGAAACGCCUCCCUGACUGUCCAAGCGCCCGCUGUCGCGGGCUCGCCUGUCCUUAUUGUGCAGCCACUGGUCGCCGGCGGCAACCCAGAGACGGCGCUCGGCAGCAAGACCGCCACCUCCGCAACCAACCCCAACGUCGUGGUGGAAUUCAUCAACUUCCAAUUUGCAGAGAUGACGUUUGCCGUGUAUGACGGGGAGCUCAGAUUCACAGACUGCGAGUUCAGCUCUCAGGGGAGCCUCGGCCAGGCCCUCGUCACCAAGAGCGCCCUGAUCGUCGCGGGCGACCGCUCCAAGCUCACGCUGACUCGCGUGAGAAUGACUGGCUUCCGCACGUUCAUCACAGGCAACCCUCCCGGCCCGGCUGCAAACGGUGCUGCAAUACGUGCUGACCCCUCGAUUUCGGCGGCCUACCCACUGCGCCCUACUGGGGUGGUGGCCACGGACCUGCGCGUCAUCAGCUGCGAGGCUUCCAACGGCGCUAUCUUCGUCCAGGACACACCCUUCACGUGCACACGCUGCACUUUCCUUAGCAACGUUGGCACCAACGGCGGCGGGCUGUAUGCGACUGGGACGGGCGCCGCGGUCGCCCUAACCGACUGCCAAUUCUCUGCUAAUAUCGCCCAGACUGCCGGUGGCGGCAUGCAUGUGAUCAACGGUCCAACAGUCGUGGUCAGGCGCGUUGUGUUUAUAGGCAACCAAGCCACCUUCACAGGCGGCGGCCUCCACUAUUCCAGCAGUACCAGCGAAGCGGUAUUGAUCUACGAAAGCAGCUUUGUAGGCAACGCUCUGGUUUCGAGCGCCGCGGCUCGGGGCGGCGGAGCCUACAUUGCAUCCGGGAACUCCCUGCCUACGCCGCCCUACGCGACCAUCCAGAUCCACUCUACCACCUUUUACAACAAUGAGCUGUCCGGCAACCCAAACCCUGGCGAGGGGUCCGGUCUGUACCUGCAGCUGCUGCAGGGCCCGCCCGCCAACGCAAGCAUCAUCAGCUGCAUCCUGUGGCGCGACGGGUUCAACGCAUACCCGGUCUACUACACGCCCUCCUUCUCCCUUGCAAACGCCGCCAUGCCAUUCUACAACAACGACUGGUCUGGCGCCCAAGCUGCUGGCGUCGUCGGCGUCUUCGGCAAUAUGGAUGCCAACCCGCUCUUGCAUCCGGUCUCAACAUUCUGGAUCCCUUUCCCCUCCAGCCCCGUGAUCGACGCGGGCGCCAACCCAAACGGCGACACAGCAGAUGUCCGAGGGCUGGCCCGCGUGGUGGGCGCGGCCGCAGACAUCGGCGCCGCAGAAAAUCAGGCGCCCGUUGCCGUCGACGGGGCCUUGACCGUCAACCAGGGCACUGUCGUCACCGCCCAGGCGCCGGGGGUUCUGGCCGGCGCGUAUGAUCCGGACGGGGACGCGCCGAUCAGGGCUGUCCUUGUUUCAGGCCCCACGAACGGCUUUCUGACUUUGUCGAGUGAUGGCUCCUUCCAGUACACUCCAAGUGUGAACUAUGUUGGCCCAGAUACAAUCGCUUUUCGAGCGUCUGAAGGACCCCGUCUGAGCGCAGUGCAUCAAUUCAUCAUCACCCUGGUCCGCGUCAACCAUGCGCCGGUUGCCGGGAAUGUGGCCUACAGCGUGAAACAGGACUUCACGCUGAAUCAACCCGCGCCGGGCCUGCUGGCAAGCUCCUCUGACCCGGACCCUGGCGACAGGCUUUCAGUGGCCGCCGUAAUCCCACCAGCCAAUGGGGCCCUCGUCCCGCAGGCCGACGGUUCCUUCAGGUACACGCCCAACCACGGAUUCAGCGGGUCCGACAGCUUCAGCUUCCAAGUGAUGGACGGCGCUGGUGCAACCUCGACGGCACAAGGAACAAUCACUGUUGUUUCUAACCAGCCUCCUAUUGCCACUAACCUGAACUACACCGGCAAGGAGAGCACGGCCUUGGUUGUAGAUUCCGCAGCAGGCGUUUUGUCCACAGCCAGCGACCCAGAUGGGGACGUGCCCUUGAGCGCUCUGCUUGCGCCUGGUGGAAGCCCAACACACGGCGCGCUCACCCUCUCAGCAAACGGGUCCUUUACGUACAGCCCAACCCCUGGGUACAGCGGCCCAGAUGUGUUCAAGUUUACAGUCGUAGACACAAGAAAUGGUACCGUGACGCGCCAGGCAAACAUCAAUGUUGUUGCCAACCUGCCCCCUGUCGCCACUGAUCUGUCAUACACCGCCAAGCAAAGCGUCCGCCUGAGCGUGAACGCUUCGGUCGGCCUGCUGUCCACGGCCAGCGACCCCGACGGCGACUUGCCCCUGGUGGCUUCAGUGGUGGCGGGCAGCGGCCCCGCACACGGCACCCUCAACCUACAGCCGGACGGGUCGUUCACGUACGCCCCCACCCCCGGUUACAGCGGCGCCGACGCCUUCAACUUCACAGUGACGGACCACAGGAACGGGACUGUGUCACGCCAGGCGACUAUCACAGUCGAUGCCAACCUGCCCCCUGUCGCCACGGAUUUGUCAUACACCGCCAAGCAAAGCACCAACCUGAGCGUGAACGCUUCGGCCGGCGUGCUAUCAACGGCCAGCGACCCCGACAGCGACUUGCCCCUGGUGGCUUCAGUGGUGGGGGGCAGCGGCCCCGCACACGGCACCCUCACCCUCCAGCCGGACGGGUCGUUCACUUACACACCCAGCCCCGGUUACAGCGGCGCCGACGCCUUCAACUUCACAGUCACGGACCACAGGAACGGGACUGUGUCACACCAGGCGAACAUCACAAUUGUUGCCAACCUGCCCCCUGUCGCCACUGAUUUGUCGUACACUGCCAAACAAAGCGUCGCCCUGAGCGUGAACGCUUCGGUCGGCCUGUUGUCCACGGCCAGCGACCCCGACGGCGACCUGCCCCUGGUGGCUUCAGUGGUGGCGCGCAGCGGCCCUGCACACGGCACCCUCAACCUCCAGGCGGACGGGUCGUUCAUGUACGCCCCUACCCCCGGUUACAGCGGCGCCGACGCCUUCAACUUCACAGUGACAGACCACAGGAACGGCAGUGUGUCACGCCAGGCGACCAUUACGGUUGUUGUCAACCUGCCGCCAGUCGCAAGUGACUUGUCCUUCACCGCCAAGCAAAGCGUCACCCUGAGCGUGGACGCUUCGGCCGGCCUGUUGUCCACGGCCAGCGACCCCGACGGCGACCUGCCCCUGGUGGCUUCAGUGGUGGCGGGCAGCGGCCCCGCACACGGCACCCUCACCCUCCAGCCGGACGGGUCGUUCACUUACGCCCCUACCCUCGGUUACAGCGGCGCCGACGCCUUCAACUUCACAGUGACGGACCACAGGAACGGCAGUGUGUCACGCCAUGCGACCAUCACAGUCGGUGAGAUGCUCAAUGCUAAAAGGUGGACGCUGAAGUCGAAUAUGUACGUGUGUUUGUAUACGUGA
Molecule: messenger RNA, 3663 nt
Organism: Monoraphidium neglectum
Lineage: Eukaryota; Viridiplantae; Chlorophyta; Chlorophyceae; Sphaeropleales; Selenastraceae
Product: outer membrane adhesin like proteiin
Exons: 9
Coding region: 1-3663 (1220 amino acids)
Source: RefSeq, a predicted model, not a curated record